UCAGAGAGGAAUUGAAUUAAUCGAUCGAAAGUCGCUCGAAAAUAAGGGGAGAAAAAAAAAAGAAAAAAAAAAAAAAUAGUGGAAACCGAACAGAAAUCUUGCAAGUAUCUUAAAAGAUCGUGCGUCGAAGUUGAUGAAAUUCGAUUGGACGAAGAAAAGGAUGACAACCACAUAUACCACCACUACCAGGACCAUUUCUGAUCUUGGUUCAUCAACCAACAUGGUGGUUCCUAAGAACGAGGUGAUCAGAUUUAUCUCCGAUUGCUUGUGCAAGGUCGGAACAACCCCCGAGGACGGGUAUAUCGUUGGCCAUCACUUAAUGACUUCCGACUAUUGUGGCCAUUUUAGUCAUGGGAUGAACAGAAUGCAAGCUUACGUGUUGAGCAUCAAGAAUGGAAUAACCAACCCUUCCGCGAAACCGAAGGUCGUUAAUGAUUUUCAGGCGGUAGCUUUAAUCGACGGGAACAACGGAUUGGGUCAUACGAUCGGUAAAUAUUGCAUGGAGCUGGCGAUAGACAAGGCGAAGAAGUACGGUAUCUCGAUGAUCACGGUUCGUGGCUCGAAUCAUUACGGGAUAUGCGGUUAUUACACGCAAAUGGCGAUCGAGAAAGAUUUGAUAGGGUUCACCUGCUCGAACACGAGUCCCCUGAUGGCCCCGACGCGAAGCAAGGUGUCGGGAUUGGGGACGAAUCCGAUGUCCCUGGGGAUGGGAGCGACGGGCGGCGACAAGUUCUUGCUGGACAUGGCGACGACAGCCGUCGCGUUUGGAAAAAUCGAGCUGGCAAUGAGGAAGAACGAAGCAAUUCUCAAGGGUUGGGCGCUCGGGAUGGAUGGGAAAAUUACGACGAACGCGAAAGAUGCGUUCGAUGCCGCCCGCUUGUUGCCACUCGGCGGGCUGGAAGAGAAUUCGAGCUACAAAGGUUACGGGCUGGCAUUGAUGGUCGAGGUGCUUUGUGGAAUUCUGUCCGGCAGCGAUUUCGGGCCUAACAUCAGGCAGUGGAAGGACAGGGCGAAAAUUGCCAAUCUCGGCCACUGUUUCAUAGCAAUAAAUCCUAACGCUUUUACAAGUGGAUCGAAGGAAAGGUUGGCCAAACUGUUGACGCAAUUGAGAAACUUGCCUCCCACCGAAAACAAAUCUGUCUUGAUACCCGGGGACCCGGAAAGAAUCGCCAUGAAACGCGUUGACAAAGAGGGUGGGAUUUCGUAUCAUCCUAAUCAAUUGAAAGUGUCCAAAGAUUUCGCGGAAAAAAUGGGUGUCAAGCCUAUGCAACUUGUUCCGAAAAAAUAAAUAAAAUAGGAAAUUAUAUCUUGGAAUUAGAACCUAGAUAUU
This is a messenger RNA of Apis florea (little honeybee), 1330 nucleotides long. RefSeq lists its product as uncharacterized. The record is from RefSeq and is a predicted model, not a curated record. Lineage: Eukaryota; Metazoa; Arthropoda; Insecta; Hymenoptera; Apidae. Gene Ontology annotation, molecular function: oxidoreductase activity.